CAUAAAACUUCCCUAUUCCAAUUGCGCCACUUUUCCAUUGCCAAUCACUUUCUCGCCAAGGAAAAACAAUCGUUCUCUAGGCUCUGCCUUCCUUCUGAUUUCUUUCCUUCUCUUUCUAAGAUCGAGUUAGCGAAGCAGCGAACGAUAGUGUUUCUCUCGGAGCAGAGCCUAACCGGAGUGAGAGAUGGGACAGAUCCAGUACUCAGAGAAGUACUUCGAUGACACUUACGAGUACCGGCAUGUUGUGCUUCCCCCAGAAGUUGCGAAAUUGCUGCCCAAGAGUCGCCUCCUCUCUGAGAAUGAAUGGCGUGCGAUUGGGGUUCAGCAGAGCCGUGGGUGGGUUCACUAUGCAAUUCAUCGCCCGGAGCCACAUAUCAUGCUCUUCAGGAGGCCUCUCAACUAUCAGCAGCAGCAGGAGAAUCAGGCUCAGCAGAACGUGCUUGUUAAGUGAUCAUUGUUUCAUGCCAGUUGCUUUUCAUAUCUUCAAGUGAAAUGAAUGAAUGACUAAGGAUGAUGGUUUAUGUUUGCAUGUUUGAACUUGGCUUCGUGUCUGUAUCAAUAAUUCUCCUGUUUGGGGAAUUUUAUAGUUGUCAUUGGCACUGCAUAGAAAUAUGUUAGUUUACCGCUGGUUUACUUUUUAGUGUGGGUUUUGUUUCAUUGGUGGGUUUUAAUUAUGUUGUUUCUAUGCACUCUGUGGUUUUGGUCUUU
Molecule: messenger RNA, 708 nt
Organism: Juglans regia (Persian walnut)
Lineage: Eukaryota; Viridiplantae; Streptophyta; Magnoliopsida; Fagales; Juglandaceae
Product: cyclin-dependent kinases regulatory subunit 1
Exons: 4
Coding region: 185-451 (88 amino acids)
Biological process (GO): regulation of mitotic cell cycle
Cellular component (GO): SCF ubiquitin ligase complex; cyclin-dependent protein kinase holoenzyme complex
Molecular function (GO): protein kinase binding; ubiquitin binding; cyclin-dependent protein serine/threonine kinase activator activity
Source: RefSeq, a predicted model, not a curated record